Vigna unguiculata (cowpea) is the source of this 2624-nucleotide messenger RNA. Its product is annotated as G-type lectin S-receptor-like serine/threonine-protein kinase At2g19130 pseudogene. The record is from RefSeq and is a predicted model, not a curated record. Lineage: Eukaryota; Viridiplantae; Streptophyta; Magnoliopsida; Fabales; Fabaceae.
UCUCAUUCGUGUUUGAGUUUGUGUUUGUUCUUACGAGUCUCACUCGUUCCAACAAGAGUUGAAAUUUCCUUCUAUUAUCAUGAUUUGUUUGUUUGCUCGCUGCAAUUGCUCAGUGGGAUUUACAGCAUGACAAACCCAAGGUUCUGUCUUUCUAUUCUGGUUCUGUUCUUUUCUCUGUACACUCAUCCUUCUCUUGCUGCUCUCACCACCCUUUCAGCUGAUAAAAAGCUCACUGGUGAUCAAACUCUCGUCUCCGAAGGUGGGGUCUUUGAACUGGGUUUCUUCAAGCCAGGUAAUUCCUCUAACUACUAUAUAGGCAUAUGGUACAAAAAGGUCACCCAAAAAACAAUAGUUUGGGUUGCAAACAGAGACAACCAUGUCCCUGAUAAGAACACUGCCACGUUAACAAUAUCAGAUAGUAAUUUGGUUCUCUUAGAUGGGUCUUCUAAUCAAGUUUGGUCAACAAACACCAGUUCUCCUAGGUCAGGUUCUGUUGUGGAAGCUGUUUUACUAAAUUCCGGGAAUCUUGUGUUAAGAGACAGAGCUGAUGAUAAUGCUUCGGAGCCUUCGUGGCAGAGUUUUGAUCACCCCACGGACACGUUCCUUCCGGGUGGAAAAAUUAAACUCGACCAUAAAACAAAGAAACCACAAUACCUUACUUCGUGGAAGAACACGGAAGAUCCUGCUACGGGUCUCUUCUCUCUGGAACUAGACCCUGAAGGCUCCACUUCUUAUUUGAUUACUCGGAACAAGACUGAACAGUAUUGGACAAGUGGCGCUUGGAAUGGACAUAUUUUCAGUUUGGUUCCAGAGAUGAGGUUGAAUUAUAUCUUCAAUUUCUCGUUUGUGUCAAACGAGAACGAGAGCUAUUUCACCUACUCCUUGUAUAACUCUUCCAUUAUAUCUCGGUUAUUGAUAGAUGUCACGGGACAGAUCAAGCAAAUGACGUGGUUGGAGAAUGCUCAGCAGUGGAACUUGUUUUGGACACAGCCGAGAAAACAAUGUGACGUAUAUGCCUUUUGCGGUGCGUUUGGGAGUUGCUCCGAGUUCUCAACGAUGGGGCCUUGUAAUUGCUUGAAGGGUUUUGAGCCAAAGUCACCGUCUGAUUGGAAUCUGGGGGAUUACUCAGGAGGGUGCCAGAGGAAAGAAAAGCUGCAAUGCGAGAAUUCGAAUGCCUCCAACAGAAAUAAGGACGGGUUCCUAGCAAUUCCCAACGUGGUAUUACCUAAAGGUGCACAAUCUGUGGGAUUAGGGAAUGCAGGAGAAUGUGAAUCAAUCUGCUUGAGCAUCUGUUCCUGUGCAGCUUAUGCAUAUGACAGUAACGGGUGUUCAAUUUGGGUCGGCAACCUUCUGAAUGUGGAACAGUUGUCUUCAGAUGAUAGUAGCGGAGAAACUUUGUAUCUCAAACUUGCAGCAUCUGAGUUUCAUCAUGAUGAUAAAAGCAGCAAGGGGACGAUUAUCGGUGUGGUUGUGGGAGUGGUUGCUGGCAUUGGGAUUCUCUUGGCCAUUCUUUGGCGAAGGAAGAGAAUGGUGGCAUCAAGAAAGGCUGCAAAGGGUUCGCUGGUGGCAUAUGGGUACAGAGAUUUGCAAGCUGCAACGAGGAAUUUCUCUGAGAAAUUGGGAGGUGGAGGGUUUGGUUCUGUUUUCAAAGGAACGUUGGAUGAUUCCAGUGUGGUAGCAGUGAAAAAGUUGGAAAGUUUUGGCCAAAGAGAGAAACAGUUCCAGACAGAAGUUCGGACAAUAGGGACAAUACAACAUGUUAAUCUUGUCAGGCUCCAUGGAUUCUGCUCUGAAGGAACCAAAAGGCUGCUAGUUUAUGAAUACAUGCCAAAUGGCUCCUUGGAUUUCCACUUGUUCCAAAACAAGAACUUCGUGGUAUUGGACUGGAAAACGAGAUACCAAAUUGCUUUGGGAAUAGCAAGGGGAUUGGCAUACCUUCAUGAGAAAUGCAGAGACUGUAUUAUACAUUGUAACGUAAAGCCAGAAAACAUUCUACUAGAUGCUGGUUUUUGUCCCAAGAUUGCAGACUUUGGCCUGGCUAAGCUUGUUGGAAGGGAUUUCAGCAGGGUCCUGGCAACAAUUAGAGGAACAAAAAACUAUCUUUCUCCAGAAUGGAUUUCUGGGGUGCCUAUCACUGCCAAAGCCGACGUGUACAGCUAUGGAAUGAUGCUUUUUGAGCUUGUGUCAGGUAGGAGGAACUCUUAUUAUGAGUUAUCUGAUUCUGAAGAUGGGAAAUUUAGGUUCUUUCCAACCAAGGCAGCAAACAUAGUUGCCCAAGGUGGCAAUGUUCUUAGCCUUUUGGAUCCUUGUUUGGAACAAAAUGCUGACGCCGAGGAGGUUACUCGAAUGGCAACCGUUGCUUCCUGGUGUAUCCAAGAUGAUGAGACUCACCGGCCAACGAUGGGUCAGGUUGUUCAUAUCCUUGAUGGGAUCUUGGACGUGAAUUUACCUCCAAUUCCAACAUUUCCUCAAGUGUCUGUUGACUACUAAGAAAUUUUGUUUAAUUUCCUUCGCCAACUCAAGCUACCAAUACAAAAUCUGACAUUUUUCUAUUGUCACAAGUGUAGUUGUUGUCUUUCCAUGUUGGUUUCAUAUUAUUAUUCAAUGAAAGUAAUCUCAUUUCA